This is a messenger RNA of Astyanax mexicanus (Mexican tetra), 2773 nucleotides long. RefSeq names its product zinc finger protein 239-like. The coding region runs from base 297 to 1274 and encodes 325 amino acids. Gene Ontology annotation, cellular component: nucleus. Gene Ontology annotation, molecular function: DNA-binding transcription factor activity, RNA polymerase II-specific; RNA polymerase II cis-regulatory region sequence-specific DNA binding. The record is from RefSeq and is a predicted model, not a curated record. The transcript has 2 exons. NCBI's taxonomy places the organism in Eukaryota, Metazoa, Chordata, Actinopteri, Characiformes, Acestrorhamphidae. Gene Ontology annotation, biological process: regulation of transcription by RNA polymerase II; central nervous system development.
UAUUUGCAACUUAUAUGGAAUUAUAUUUGGAAAUAAUGUUGUCUGUAGUUUAUAGAAUAAAACAACAAUGUCCAUUUUACUCAAACAUAAACCUAUAGAUAGCAAAAUUGAAGAAACUGAGUCAGAAACUUAAGUGCUCUCUUAAUUGUGAGUAAUUUGGACUCCCUCGUGAGCGCCAUCUAGUGGUGGAAUAAACCCAGUGCAGCUUCUCAAGUGUGAAUUCUCCUCUGUAUCAGAGAUUCUGUGGUGCAGCUGUGUCUGAAUCAGAAGAUCAGGAGCUGCUGCUGAAGAAAACAAUGACCUCCUCUUCUGAAUCUUCCCCUCCUUCCCCUACACAUCUCCAGACGUCCAAAGAGAUGUCUGGAGAUGUUCCACAAGAGGAAUUCAUCACGGUUCUGAUACAAGAUGAGAUUAAAGUAGAGGAUGUGGAGCUCAGUGAAAGCGCCCAGGAAACAUCUUCCAGCUCUCCUCAAAAACAAACAGAGAAAAUUACAGGCAAGGUGAGAUCCUACCACUGCUCAGAGUGCGGCAAAAACUUUGCCCAACUGAGCAACCUCCAAACGCACCAGCGCAUCCACACAGGAGAGAGGCCGUACCUGUGCUCAGAGUGCGGGAAGGGCUUCACCACACAGAGUCACCUCCAAGCUCACCAGCGCAUUCACACCGGAGAGAAGCCGUACCAGUGCUCGGAGUGCGGCCGGAGCUUCAACCAGCACAGGAGCUUCAAGGUGCACCAGCGCAUUCACACCGGAGAGAAGCCGUACGACUGCACGGUGUGCGGACGCAGCUUUAGAGAGCGAGGAACCCUCAUUAAACAUGAGCGUGUUCACACUGGAGAGAAGCCCUACAUCUGCUCCGUCUGCGGGAUGAGCUUCAACCAGCAGAGCACCUUCCAGGUGCACCAGCGCAUCCACACCGGAGAGAAGCCGUUCGACUGUGAGGUCUGCGGACGUAGCUUCAGAGAGCGAGGAACGCUCCGGAAGCACGAGCGAGUUCACACCGGAGAGAGGCCGUACUUCUGCUCAGAGUGUGGGAAGAACUUCUCCCUGCAGAGCAGUCUCCAGAGACACCAACGCGUUCAUACUGGAGAGAAGCCGUACUACUGCUCCUACUGCGGGAAGAACUUCAAACAGCACAGUAACCUCCAGCUGCACCUGCACAGUCACACAGGCGAUAAACCGUACUGCUGUGCAGACUGUGGAAGGAGCUUUACUCUGCAGAGCAGCCUACAGAGACACCAGCGCAGUCACACAGGCGAGGAGCUCUACAACUGAUCCAGCAGAGUGUGGGAAGUUUCCAGAAAAUUAAGACCUGUUGAGUAAUGCAGCUGCAGUCGUGCAGAUGAAGUACCUGGCUGGGUAGAGAAGCUUCAGCUACAUCUUAAAAAGCUUUAGCUUGGGAAAAUGUAAAAUACAGUCAGCUGUAUUGUGAAUUACCCACAAUGAAUGGUUUUGAACAUGGAGGAUAACCAAUCCGGUGGCUUUUCCACAGGGACAUGGUUUUUAGUUUGGCACAGAAUACUUACAGCGUGGUUAGCUUACGGUACCUGGGGCCACAGAACCGUUUAGUAGGAGGGCUUAUAGACUCAGGGAUCUGUCUAUUAGCUAGCACCGGGCUGUGCUAAUGCCAGGAAACUGGUGGCUGGCAUGCCAAAGCCUCAGUAGCGAUGUUGGACCAUGUUGGAAGUAAUGUAAAGCAGGGCCCAUUGCCGGCGUAAUAAUAUCUCACUCAUAGCCAUCAUGCUAAGAAUACUGUAGUGAUGUAAGACAAAAAAUGCAUACCAAGGAAAACAGCAAAACAACAGUAAUCGCCCCUUUAAUCAGGCAUUUAAACGACUGUUUGAAAGGUAACUAAGAGCGUUUUCUGUGAUUAAAAGUGUGAAUUCAGCUGUAACUGGAAAUAUCUGCACACAACUGUGCUGGACUGUGCACAGCUUUCGAGGCCAUUUGUUUACUACAACCAAUCGACAAUUGGAUAGAGAAUGGAGCCGUGUUUGAAAGGUGGAGUUAAGAAUUUUGGCCUUAUGUUUGCAAAUCAGAUUCAUAUAUAUUUAUAUACACUGCCUGGCCAAAAAAAUAAUCACACACCGUAAUAAUUAGUUGGAUCACUUUCUCGGACUCUGGCUGCUGAUGCCAAAGCAGCAUGACCUGGGGUUAUACUGUAUCAGACAUGUUUGAUAAAAUUUUUUAUUCCACCUUAAAUGAUGCAGCAGAUACAUUUUGGCCACAGUACCAUUUAAGAUAGAACUGAAAUAAUAAUAGCCAUUAGCCAAUAAGAAGCAAGAAAAAUCUGCAAACUACAGCCAACUAGCACAUAAUUGGCCACAUUAAGAAUCAGGGUUAAAAUCGGGGCAAAACUCUUGUAGUGUACCCCCACCAUUGGAACCAGUAUUGUCCUGCUGAAAAUCCAGCUCAAAACCAGCUUCAGAUGGCCUAAGCUGAUCUUUUACUGGUCAAGGAGGUUGAAAACUGCUCAGAUUGAUCAAGCUGUUCGACCAGCUAAACUAUUACACUUGAACAAAAGCACCCUUGACCUGAAUGAGCUGGGCAGGCUUUUUAAUUUUUUUCAGAAGUUUUUAGUGCUAUGCUUCACAAACCGGUGAAUAAUGUUUCAAUUUAAACAUUUUGUAUUUUUGUUUUGUUAAUGUAUUACAAACUUUUAAAAAAUUCAGUAAAUAAACUGUGGUUAAAGUGUGCAGAAGUGUGUCUCUGUAGACAGACAUAUUUUCAUAAACACCGUCAAUUCCAGUCAUGAAUAAAGGAAAUAAAACUUU